GGCGCCCGCGGAGUUCCCGGAGUCCGGUCCCCGCGGCGGGCUCGCGCUGGCGCUCGCUCCCGGGUUCCCGGCCCUGAGAGCUCGGCGGCCGCUGCGCGCGCGCGUGCCACCCGGCCCGGUCCCCGCCCCUAGACACGCCGGGCUCCCGGGGCACCACGGCCAUGUGCUCGUUAGCGUCGGGCGCCACCGGCGGCCGGGGCGCUGUGGAGGAUGAGGACCUGCCAGAACUGUCGGACAGCGGUGACGAGGCCGCCUGGGAGGAUGAGGACGAUGCUGAUCUCCCCCACGACAAGCGGCAGACCCCCUGCCUGUUCUGUAACAGGUUAUUCACAUCUGCUGAGGAAACAUUUUCACACUGUAAAUCUGAGCAUCAGUUUGAUAUUGAUAGCAUGGUUCAUAAACAUGAGACAGAAAAAAGAAGACUCAGAGACACAGAGGAAAAGCCAUGUGAAGACAGAGGCAGAGAUUGGAGUUUUGUAUCCACAAGCCAAGGAACACUGGAGCCAUCGGAAGUUGGAAGAGCAUGGACAAAACAGAGGUGCUGCCAAAGCUUCGGGAAGACUUUAGGAUGCAGAAUAAAUCCGUGUUUAUUCUGGGCGCCAGCGGAGAAACGGGCAGAGUGCUCUUAAAAGAAAUCCUAGAACAGAGCUUGUUUUCCAAAGUCACGCUCAUUGGCCGGAGGAAACUCACCUUCCACGAAGAGGCUUAUAAAAAUGUGAGUCAGGAAGUGGUGGACUUUGAAAAGUUGGAUGACUACGUGUCUGCCUUUCAAGGUCACGAUGUUGGAUUCUGUUGCCUGGGUACCACCAGAAAUAAAGCCGGGGCGGUAAGGAAGGAAUAUAUCUUUUUCCCUUUUUGCUGGCCAGUAAUGUCAAGGAGUCCUUUCUUGCUCCCUCUUUUUCUUUGUGCUUAUUGCAGUGCUAAAAUGUAAAUACACUCUUAAUUACUUAAGAUUCCCUAUGCUGCCUUAAGCUUUACAAUACUCUGAAUAGUACCUAUAAGGUUAUCCUUCUUUCAGAGUAAUCCAUGAGUUUAGGCCCAAGUGUUAGGGACGUCAUAAAUAUUUAUAUGAUCUUGCCUAUUACAAAAAUUACUAUCAUUAACUUGCCCUGACUAAGGCAAACUAUUAUGUCUGUCUGAAUAAAAGAAAUUGACUCAUGCUGUUAGCAGUAAGCUUCCUCCUCCCCCUUAAUAAAUGUUUUAAACUUGAAGUGUUCUCUCUCACUUGAGUGAUGCAUCUGAACUUAUUUUCAUGCUAAGCUUUAAACUUUUGGGAUAGAACAUCAGAACAGAGAGGCACGAUUCAGCCAGCCUUCAGUGAUGACUCAGCCUUCAACGAUGAUUCCACUCCAGUAAUGAUUCAGCCUUCACUGACGCAAAACUGUUUUAACACGCAUUUCAUUUUCUUUUCAAUGGUGUUCUAAAUUAAGUUAGCCCUUGUCCAAAAGUCAUUGUUUACUACAUAGAUUCUGGCGAAAUGUUAAUACAGGUAUAUCUUAAUUUAUACCUUGACUAUCAUUUAUCUUUCUGGCAGAAAUUUACAUCUGAAGCUGAACAUGUCUAUUAAAUAUACGGGAACAUGAUUCUGCCAUGGGGAUUUAACGUAGAUUUAUAAACCAGGCCCAUGCAUCUGAAUCAUUAGGGAAACAUAUGGUUAGGAAGUACUGGUUUAUACCAACCAAGUAGUUAGGCUCAGGUGAAUUUCUCUGGGCUUUCUGGUUAUCCAGAUAAUAAUUCCAUUUAUGCUUUCAGUUGAGAUAUAUUUCCACAUCUUCUGUAGGUCUGCAUAUUCACCCUGGAACACAGCUUGGUUUUGAGCUCUGUGCUGGGAACUGUGGGUUAGAGACAUUUGACUUUCCCAGGAAUUGGCACAUUAUUUCUCCUGGAAAGGGUCAUGUUCCUGUUCUGCAGCUGGUACAUUUUCUGUCCCAGGGACCAUGAUAAGCAGUGUCCUCCAAAAGCACUAAAAAACUGUUAGUCCAGGACACUGCAGGUUUUACUGUCUCAAGUGCCAAGCUGGUUUUGGUUGUGACUCAGCAAAACAAAACACUGCAUUAGGCAUAGAGCAGUUGAUUUUCAUGAUAUAAGGCAAAUCUCAUUAUAGGAUGUGCCAGGAAAAAGUCUGAAUUGCUUGGUUGCAUUCAAAUUGUGUAAUGCAAUUUUAACCAGAGGAAUUAGGUGUCUUCGCUAUCCAGAAUAUUUUUUUUUAAUGGGAUUGGUUCUCUACCUCUCAAUCUACUCAGUGCCUUUUGUUCUCCUUUAAAAUCAGUUUGAAAAAGAUAGAUGAAAUUAACUAGUAAGCAAGGGAAGACUAGUAAGCCAAUGGUCUCAGAAAUGAGUUAGGACUUAAAUGGUUUAAGAGGAUUGUGCAGAAAGUAAACUGACACAUCCACAAGAAAGAAUUAAAAAAAAAAAACCAAAUGUAGAUUAGGUACAAUAUAAAGUUUGGAGGUUGUGAUAACUUUAGCAGUUGAAAAAAUAUGACAGUUUGCAAGAGGCUCAGAAACAAUAGUUGUUUGCAGGGAGCUUGUGGAUUUCCAAGCUUUUCCCAGCUGGUAUUCGGGGUCAGCAGCCCUCUGUAGAAGAAUCCACUGGGUGGUUCAUCAGAUAGGUACUGCAAAGCUGGUGGCAAGCCUAGUGUCAUUCAGUAGCUGUUUUAUAACUCAGACACCAUAUUUUGCCUUAUCAAUCUGCGUUUCCAGUAGAGAAACUUCAAGAAAUUCUGUCUCAGUGUUGAAAUCAUCUGGGUAGCCAGCUUUAGUGUGUUAGUUUGCCAGGGCUGCCAUAACAAAGUACCAUAACUUGGGUGGCUUAAACCACAGAAAUUUAUUGUCUCACAGUUCUGAAGCCUAAAAGUCAGAGCUCAAGGUAUCAGGCUGGUUCCAUGCGAUGGCUGUGAAGGACGGCUCUGUCCCCUGGCUCUCUCCUUGAUGGUAGCUGCCUUCUGUCUGUACCUCUUCACAUGGCGUUUUCCUGGUGUGCCUGUGUCCAUGUCCACGUUUUCCCUUUUUAUAAGGACACUAGUCUUUUUGGAUUAGGGGCCAUUCUAUUCUGUAUGACCUCAUCUUAAUUAUUACAUCUGCAAUGAUCUUAUUAAUAUUUCUAGAUGACAUCAUGUUCUGAAAUACUGGGGGUUGGGACUUCAACAUAAGCAUGGCAGGGGAUACAAUUGAACUCAUAAAAUUUAGUCUACCCAGAUGUCUGUUGAAACUGGCACUAGGGACAGGUCUAUUAGCUUUCUUCAGAUUUUCAUAUCCACAAAUAAAGUUUCCUUGGAACACAGCCAUGCUCAUCACUUUAUGUAGUACCUACGGCUGCAUUUGUGCUAUAAUGGGAGAGCUGUGUCAUUGCAACAGAAGCCUGCAAAGCUGAAAAUAUUUACUAUCUGAUCCUUUACAGGAGAAGUUUGCCCACUGCUGUUCUAAUCUAUUUUAUUAGAUGUCUGGAAGGGGGCUUGUGAAGUGGAGAGGUCCUAGAUGGUUCAGGGGACCCAGAUCACAGGCCCUGUUUAGAUGCCAGGUAGCUGUGGAGCCUUGAGUAUGCUGGUUAGCUUGAAGAAUUUGAAGCAGAAAUAGAGCUAAGUGGUACCAUUUACAGAAUGACAGACCCUCCCUUUUUGGAAAAGGACCCCAUGACCUUGAGUUAUUCCAGCUUGGUCACUUGUUUUAUCAGUGAGCACUGAAAUACUGUACCUUGUUAGGAUGAGUUGUUCUGAAGCUAGAGUGGUGUUCCUAGUUUACAAGCAUUGGUAAAGAAGAUUAGAAGAAAUACUUAAGAGCUUUGGAUUUUAAUAAGACUUAAAACGAGUAAUUGGAGAAUUUGUUUCCUGUGAUGUUUGUGGAGCCUUUGGGAAUAUCUCUACUGAGUCAUGGUACACUGUGUUUAUUCUUUCAAGUGAGUGCUGGGGAAGGAAAUUUAUAAUGAGAACUUAAUUUCUUUCUCUAGAGGGAACUCUGAUUCCUAGCUUAGAGUAGGAUGCAUUGGCUGUGGAAUCAUAAAGACACAAAAACAUAAUGGACUUAAUACUCUCAGAAGAGAUGUCUGUCUUUUCUUUUGCCAUAUGGUUAGUUUCACUAAGUACGGUUUUUCCAAAAAUUGUGUUUCUGGGGUAUGGAGUAGCUUCUUAGUUUUUCUGUUGUUCUUUGUUUUGAGCUGUUGGGGAAGAAGAAAGUGCAUGAAUGAAGUUUUAAAGGAUGGCUCCUUCCAUGUGUAAAUGGAAUCUUCCUUGCUCCAAAGAAAUUUGGUGCGUUGAUAUCUCCUAGUCAGUGACCAGGGACCCACGCUUAAGUUUGAUUUCUAAGUCCUUGAAAGCUGUUGACCCUUUUGCUUUUGAGUUUCAUUCACCAGUUAAAAGGCCACGCCAUCAGGGUGACUGAAGUGAAAUUCAAAAUUUAGUGUGCUUGGAA
Messenger RNA from Microcebus murinus (gray mouse lemur), 4406 nucleotides. Lineage: Eukaryota; Metazoa; Chordata; Mammalia; Primates; Cheirogaleidae. The record is from RefSeq and is a predicted model, not a curated record.